CCCCUCCCUCUGCCCUCCCUUCCUGGCUGCCAGCCACACCUGGGAGAGCUUGAAGCUUGGCCUGGGGCCGGCUGGAUCCCACACUUCCUCCAGGCAGAGCCGCCAUGAUGCCCAGGAGCAGCAGCUGCCCCCUCCUCCUCCUCUCCCUGGUGGGGCUCCUCUCUAUCUGUGCUCAGGAACCAGACCCAGCUGGAUGGAACACCACAGCAGUGGCAGAGAAAGCUGGCACCUGUCCCAACACAGAGUUGGAGAUGCCCAGCGGGAACUGCACGGAGGAAUGUCAGAGUGAUGCCAGCUGCGAGGGGAACCAGAAGUGCUGCCAGACGGGAUGCAGGACUUCUUGCCAGAUCCCAAACGAUAAAUCUGGGUCCUGCCCAGUUUACCCGGGGCCCAUCCAACCACUGGGCCUUUGCAGAGACACGUGUGGAACAGAUUCACACUGCCCAGAUAAUAGGAAGUGCUGCAGAAAUGGCUGUGGAAAUAUGACUUGCGCAAUUCCUGCUUGA
Candoia aspera is the source of this 506-nucleotide messenger RNA. It is a transcript of the gene WFDC3, whose product is annotated as WAP four-disulfide core domain 3. Gene Ontology annotation, cellular component: extracellular region. The transcript has 3 exons. The record is from RefSeq and is a predicted model, not a curated record. NCBI's taxonomy places the organism in Eukaryota, Metazoa, Chordata, Lepidosauria, Squamata, Candoiidae. Gene Ontology annotation, molecular function: serine-type endopeptidase inhibitor activity. The coding region runs from base 105 to 506 and encodes 133 amino acids.